AUGAACUGUACAGAAGCAUGUAAAGAUGGAAACUAUGGUCCCGGUUGUGUAAAUAACUGCAGUGGUCACUGUCUUGGGGAUGUCCUCUGUAACAAACAAACGGGACACUGUGACACAGGGUGUAAACCGGGAUAUACAGGGGAUUUAUGUGAUACAGCAUGUGACCGUGGAUACUUUGGGAACCAAUGCAAAGAACUCUGCAGCAAAAACUGUUUGAAUGAGAAGUGUAGUCACAUUGACGGUGUAUGUAAAAAUGGUUGCAAAGAUGGACAUAUCGGAGAAAGAUGUAACGAAUCCUGUCAGCCGGGGUAUUUUGGGAGAAAGUGCUCUGGUAUUUGCUCUCAUAGAUGCAUAAGUACAUGUAGGUUCACAGACGGAUCCUGUAUCUGCAACCACGGUUGGAUGGGCUCAAAUUGCAGUGAAGAAUGCCUUCAGUACUAUGGGGAAAACUGUCAAAUUCCCUGCAGUGAAUAUUGUGUGAACCGCACAUGUGACAGAUUCAACGGAAGUUGCUUAGCUGGGUGCAAGGGAGGAGCCUAUGGAGAAAAAUGCGACCAAGAUAUAAAAGACAAUCUUCAGAGACGUUAG
Molecule: messenger RNA, 588 nt
Organism: Saccostrea echinata
Lineage: Eukaryota; Metazoa; Mollusca; Bivalvia; Ostreida; Ostreidae
Product: multiple epidermal growth factor-like domains protein 10
Exons: 6
Coding region: 1-588 (195 amino acids)
Molecular function (GO): scavenger receptor activity
Source: RefSeq, a predicted model, not a curated record